AUGGUAGGCCCGGCUCCCCCGUUAGCUCCAAAGCGGCCGCUCUUGGUCCCCAAGACCGGUCCAUCGACAGCGUCUAAGGUGACGGCUCCAACCACGGCGCCCAAGGUGUUGUUUGCGCCGAAAAAGGCGACAGUGGAAGCGGCGAAGGCUUCGUUUGCGCAACUCAAGACCCCACCGCCUCCAAAAAAGGCUCCAUUGGUUAUGCCGAAGAAAGCCACGGUAAAAUCCAGUAUCGUGGAAGCAGCAACUGCUAAGCCUUCAGCUCCAAUUUCCAGGCGAUCAUCUGAUGCUAGUAUCAAUGCAGAUCGUCAAUCUAAUGUAGUACCAGAUAACACGGUGCCUUUGCUUAAGAUGGGAUCAUCUGCUCACAAGGCCUCGGAUCCUCAAUCCUUCAAAUCAAUGCUGACUUCGGCGCUUGUGCCAUCGAUUGACAUGGCACAACUCGAUGGAUCGAAUGAAGUACCUGUAAAACCAUCUGCGAAAUCGGCGGUUGCUAGUAAUCCCACUGAAACGACCAAGGUUGCAUGUUUGACACCAGAGUCAAACCCAGACAAUUCAUAUGGCGCGAAUCAGUCGCCAAUGUCAUCCGUGGAUAAGGAUAAACACAUUUCAAAAGAUAUCGAAGACGCCAGUGCUAAACAUGUUGUCCCUUCCAUUAAUAUGGAUAGUCCACGUACCGUUGGUUCAACACCUUGGCUGGAUAUCGAGCGUCGCAUCAACGAAAUACGUGCGCUGGCUUCUGCAAAUAUGCCAGAAGAAUCGGCACGAACCCCGCGAAGGAAUGCUGCGGACGGAAGCAGCCUUUAUGGCAAUUACAACACCCACUACGAGGCCGGUCGGGACUGGGGAAAAGAGGUGUCACGCCCUCUAAGUUACCGGAUGGUGCAAAGUCUGCAAAAAUCUAAGGACAAAACACAGCAAAGGUGCUCAACAACAACCCCGGAUCGCUGGAAUUUUGUGGAUGGUUUCCUCAAGCCUCGGCGCAAACCGUUUGCGAGCAUGUCGGAAUUGUCCCAACAUUUUCGCCACAUUUCGAGUGGCGACCAGAGUGAGUUGAUAAAAUUGUUGUUGGCUUGUAGAUCGUUGGAGAAGUUGAUUGAGGAGCAGCACGGCGUGUUGGACAUGCUGGACCACGACCUGCGUGAGGCGCGUGAGAUGUUGCGUUUGCCGGAGCACCUGCGCGGUCUAUGCCCGCAGAAGGUGAUGGGACAGCCUCCUCAGGAGGAGCCUUUUUACCCUACCAGCGACAUCCCGCUCUUCAUAAAGGGGCGCGUCUCACUGCUCCCCGGCGCAAACGACGUCCAGCUGUCGGUGGUCAGCAACAAUUAG
Molecule: messenger RNA, 1329 nt
Organism: Babesia bigemina
Lineage: Eukaryota; Apicomplexa; Aconoidasida; Piroplasmida; Babesiidae
Exons: 1
Coding region: 1-1329 (442 amino acids)
Source: RefSeq, a predicted model, not a curated record